AUGGGCAACUCAGUGCCGCGAAAUUCUUCUAACCGGGAGGAGCCGCAGAAAUCACCAUGGCUGAGCAAGUAUGGGGGCGAGCCCAGAACAGUCUUCAACAAACCUCACGAAUCAGUCCUUCAUUCUGUGCUUGCCCCUCUCUUCCCCCGCCCACACCCAACCUCCUACGCCGAGGACAACACAACGUUUGACCGCAUGCCUCCGUACCCCACGCCCACCGGCGACGAGCUCGACAUGCUAUUCGCGUCCGAAAAGUCCCAGAUUGACCUCAACCCGGGGCUGACGACCUGGGAGAUGGGUGUCCUCGGCGAGCGCCUAGUUAAUGGCUGGGCGGGAGGCCAUCGAGAGAUGGAUCUGGUCACGCCACAGAUCUUGGAGCGCGGCUACGGCGUUGAGGUCGACGAGAGCAGCUGGCAUCCGGUUUUUGCAAAAAGCAAGUGGUAUGAUUUCCGUUUGCCCAUCGUCGAUGGGACCCUCCUCCGCCAUCCGCUCCCUGGGAUCAGCGGGUCGGAUGUGUGGAGCGUUGAUGUCCCCAAGUCCAUGAUGGUUGAGUCCAUGAUGGUUGAGUCCAUGAUGGUUGAGUCCAUGAUGGUUGAGUCCACGUAA
This is a messenger RNA of Chaetomium globosum CBS 148.51, 606 nucleotides long. RefSeq lists its product as uncharacterized. The coding region runs from base 1 to 606 and encodes 201 amino acids. The record is from RefSeq and is a predicted model, not a curated record. NCBI's taxonomy places the organism in Eukaryota, Fungi, Ascomycota, Sordariomycetes, Sordariales, Chaetomiaceae. The transcript is spliced from 2 exons.